CAUUCUGUCCCCUGCACCCAGACUGGUGGAUUGAACCAACUACGGCUAAGGAGGAUCCUGCAUUAAAAGGGGAAGUUGGCCUUGCUUAUCAUAUCAACCUUAUCGCCAACCCUCCCUCAACACAUGGCCAAAUAACAAUCAAUCUUUCCCCGGUUUUCCCCUGACGACACAUCGAAUCCUAAAUCGUUCCAUCCAGGGAUCUCCUUGAUCUCAUCCAUCUUCCCACUGUUCUGGUUCCCCUGAUCUGGCAGAUCUCCCACGUCGAGCUGCCGUCUGCGUUCCCUCCCAAUCCCUGUCGAUCGAAGCUCGGGCCCGGAAAAAAAAUUAGGGCGUUUCUGGAAGGUUUGGCACGAGGCAUCUACGUGUAAGUGCAUUUGCUUCAAGACACACAUCUCGGUGGCAAUAGUUAUCACUCCUUUGACGCUGCCACCACACAUUCAUUUUGAACAGACAACGCGCUCGGCACCCCGUGGAACCUUCGGAACGACCUCCUGUUCCCACCCAACCAACCUCCGUGACGACUCCGCUGGUUUUCGGUUCACCGUACACUCAUUUCUCUGAUCUCUCUCCUCAACAAAAACUUCCCUUCCCACUACAUCACCCGCAUAUUAGAUAUAAUGAGUUCGCGAACAACGGAACCGCAGGCCGCCCAGGCCGAUGAGUUGCUGUCCAGUAAUGGCUCGGUGCAACAGCCACUGAAGAGCGACGUCGCGCAGAGCGAGGAGGAGAAAGAAAACGUGUUUUUGUUUGCUCCGAAUCUCAUCGGCUACUUCCGAAUCGUCCUCGCCAUUGCGUCGCUUUAUUACAUGCCCCUCCAUCCUCGGACUUGCUCCAUCCUCUACAGUGUCUCGUGUCUGCUGGAUGCGUUGGACGGAUAUGCCGCUCGGUACUUUAAACAGUCUACCACGUACGGUGCCGUCUUGGACAUGGUAACAGACCGCUGCACGACCGCGUGCCUCCUGGUCUUCUUGAGCUCCGCCUGGCCGCGCUGGGCGAUCGUCUUCCAGGGUCUGAUCUCUUUGGACAUGGCGAGCCACUACAUGCACAUGUACGCCACCCUCAGCAUGGGGGGGUCCGGCCAGAGCCACAAGAACGUCGAGGCCACUCGCAGCUGGGUCCUGUACUGGUACUACCAUAGCAAGACUGUGCUGUUCAUCUGCUGCGCUGCCAACGAGAUCUUCUUCAUCGGCCUCUACCUCCUGUCCUUCUCGUCGCCGAUGCUCUCCCCAUCCCUGCUCCAGCCCGUGCAGGGCUCUGACAACCCCUGGAGCGCCGGAGCGCUGGAGCUGGCCCGCGCCAACAAGAUCGACAGCUUCUGGCCGUGGGUGAUCACCGGUGUUUCCGCUCCCAUCAUGGCGCUGAAGCAGUUCAUCAACGUCGUGCAGAUGGUCAAAGCCAGCAAGUGGCUGGUGGAGGGCGACGUCGCCAACCGUCGGGCGGCCCGCCAGGGGAAGAAGAACUGAGCUGGACGACCGGUCCGGUGGAUUGGUCUUGCCUUUCCUUGGGGCUGUUGAUCCGGACAGGGCAUCCCGUGAUUGACGCCCACGUUCUUUCUUUGACCGUAUCAUCUUCUCUGUGCAUGGUUUUGGUGCUCUGGCUGAUUUCUGGGGAUCGUGAGCAGCCCUUGUCUUUUUUUCGCUUUUCUCCUGCAGAUCCAGAGGGUAUCGGAUCUGGUGGGAAGACUUGGGCGGCUGUGUUCGUUCGGACCGUCCCUGACCCUUUUCGAGUAUGGAUUUUUAGUAUACUUUUCUUUUCUCUACUUUUUUUUUUCUCUGUCUUCUUAUUUCCAAUCUUUUAUAUCUUUUAUUUUCUUUACUUUUACCUCUUGAUACUUCUUGUGAUUAGAUUUAUUUUCUGGCAUGGUUAUUUCUCUCUUUUUAAUUUUUGUUGUUAUUUUUCCUUUUUGCUCCUGCUGCUACUUCUUCCCUGUUGUCUUCGGAUCCUUGUGUAUAAGAGUAGGAAACAGUAUGUAGUUUUAUUUUGGCAGGGGACGUGGAGACUCCCUGAUGGAAUGUGACCAAUGAUGAUAACAAUGCUUGAGCUUAGUAACCAGCGCUCUCC
This is a messenger RNA of Aspergillus candidus, 2061 nucleotides long. RefSeq names its product CDP-diacylglycerol--inositol 3-phosphatidyltransferase. Gene Ontology annotation, biological process: phosphatidylinositol biosynthetic process. The transcript has 4 exons. NCBI's taxonomy places the organism in Eukaryota, Fungi, Ascomycota, Eurotiomycetes, Eurotiales, Aspergillaceae. Bases 618 to 1463 code for a protein of 281 amino acids. Gene Ontology annotation, cellular component: Golgi apparatus; membrane. Gene Ontology annotation, molecular function: CDP-diacylglycerol-inositol 3-phosphatidyltransferase activity. The record is from RefSeq and is a predicted model, not a curated record.